Molecule: messenger RNA, 1055 nt
Organism: Conger conger (European conger)
Lineage: Eukaryota; Metazoa; Chordata; Actinopteri; Anguilliformes; Congridae
Gene: ier3
Product: immediate early response 3
Exons: 1
Coding region: 57-521 (154 amino acids)
Biological process (GO): negative regulation of apoptotic process
Source: RefSeq, a predicted model, not a curated record
CAGCCAACAAGACUAGAACUUCACGCGUUUACGAAUAACUAAGAAGCAAAGCAGUCAUGUUGGCAAGAUCAAAUAGCUUGAUUUUCUCCCCUGUAAGUAACUUCGAUUACAGGUCGAUGCCACGGAGCAAAGAGCCAGAAAUCUUCACUUUCGAGCCGGUUCCACUCCAAUAUGUGCCGCUGCGCAACACGUCGUUCCGGCCCCGGAGGAAGAAUACGAGGGUCAUGUACCCGGCUAAUGUCCGAAAGUACCUCCCAAAGCCUGAGAAGAGCCCGGCGAAGCGCUGGCUGCUAAUUCUGUGCCUGGUGGUGUUCCUGCAGAUCUACACGGAAGAGCCCAACGUGGAGGCGACAACGACUCAGAGUGCCGCCGAGAGCUCAGCCCCGGACGUAACGAGCGAGGACCUGUCCUUCUCGCAGUACCAAAUGCUGCCUUUCGAGUCCGCCGAGCAGCAGGCUCGCCAGAUGAAAAGCCUGGCUCCUGAAUUCCUCAUGACCCAGCCGCGGCUCGAAGAUGUCUGAAUUGUACGAGCAGAGCAGACGGAACAGCUACGUUGUGGCUCUCCUCUACCCGGUUUACCACAGACAGUCGCAUCAAGACGGGCGCUGGCGAGGCACAGUUUGGCGGAGGAACAGCCAGCUACCCCGGGCUCCGCUCCAAGUGAACGGGGACGUUGAAGAGAUAUCCUAAAACGGCGGAGAACUUGAAGAACUGACUUGAACAAUUUACCACAUUACUUGAAGGAAAAUUGUCACCGACUAUAGACACUAAACUUGAAGUUGAUAUUUUUUGCUGAUCUACAGAUGUAGGUGAUCACGUACAUAGCCUACAGGUAACCUCCUUUGUUAUACUGACGUCAAGCGUCGGCGAGAGGAGGAUCCAACAACGCAUGAAAUAGCUACACCUCGAUACUACUUGAAACUAGUUUCUCAUGUUGUAUUUAUAUCAUAAUGUAUAAUUGUAUUUAUUGUUAUUUAUUGUCUGACUAUUUAUUCACAUGAAUCGAAAGUAUUUAUUGUAAUAUUGCUUAUGAAUAAAAUGAAACGUCAAAUGUA